AUGUUCAGGAAUCAGUACGACACAGAUGUGACGACAUGGAGCCCUACAGGUCGUCUUUUCCAGGUAGAAUACGCCAUGGAAGCAGUGAAGCAAGGCUCUGCUGCAAUUGGUCUCAGAUCUCGCACUCAUGUCGUACUCGCUUGUGUUAACAAAGCCCAAUCGGAGCUCUCUUCACAUCAGAGGAAGAUCUUCAAAGUCGAUGACCAUAUUGGUGUUGCAAUCGCCGGUCUUACCGCCGAUGGUCGUGUUCUCUCUCGUUAUAUGAGAUCGGAGUCAAUCAAUCACGCUUUCACCUACGAGUCUCCUCUUCCCGUUGGCCGUCUCGUCGUUCAUCUCGCCGAUAAAGCCCAGGUCUGUACCCAACGAUCAUGGAAACGGCCAUAUGGUGUGGGUUUGCUGGUAGGUGGAUUGGAUGAGUCUGGAGCCCACCUUUACUACAACUGCCCAAGUGGAAACUACUUUGAGUAUCAAGCUUUUGCUAUCGGGUCCCGUUCACAAGCCGCAAAGACUUACCUGGAACGCAGGUUUGAGAGCUUUGGGGAUUCUUCAAAAGAAGAUCUGAUAAAAGAUGCUAUUUUGGCUGUUAGGGAGACAUUGCAAGGGGAAACGCUGAAGAGUUCUCUCUGCACGGUCGCUGUUCUAGGGGUCGGUGAACCAUUCAACUUCUUGGAUCAGGAAACAAUACAGAAAGUGAUUGACACAUUUGAGAAAGUGGCAGAGGAAGAGGAAGGUGAGGGUGGCGAGGGUGAGGCGGAAGCUGCUGCUGCACCACCAGCAGCAGAACAAGGUGACCAAGACGUGGCUCCAAUGGAAAUGUAA
Messenger RNA from Arabis nemorensis, 819 nucleotides. Lineage: Eukaryota; Viridiplantae; Streptophyta; Magnoliopsida; Brassicales; Brassicaceae. The record is from the annotation of a GenBank genome assembly.